AUGGUUCAAACAAUCGAGGUGCUAAACGACGUUUCAAAGGUGGCAGAUGGAAGUCUAUGGGCAGGUGUAUUUGUUGUUGAAAUCCGGGAGGAUGUGCUUGCGGACGAGUUUACUUUCGAGGCAUUAAUGAGAGCUUUACCAUUGGCCUCACAAGCCAGAAUCCUCAAUAAAAAAUCGUUUCACGAUAGAUGUGCGAGUCUAUGUAGCCAGCUGCUACAGUUGUUUGGUUGUUCUAUAGUAGCAGGCUUGAAUUUUCGAGAGCUGAAAUUUGACAAGGGCAGCUUUGGUAAGCCAUUCUUAGACAAUGAUCGUUCUAUCCCAUUUAGCAUGACUACCGGCGAACAGUGUGUAGCUAUGUCCCUGGUUAAAUGUGUGAGUGCAGACGAAUACCAAGAUAUAGGAAUUGAUAUCGCUUCUCCGCGCAAUUAUGGUGGAAAGGAAGAGCUGGAGCUAUUUAAGGAAGUUUUCAGUGAAAGAGAAUUCAAAGCCCUAGUGAAGGCGUCUGACCCAUGUAUAGCAUUCACUUAUUUAUGGUCCUUGAAGGAGUCGUAUACAAAAUAUACAGGAACUGGUCUUAACACGGACUUGUCACUGAUAGAUUUUGGCGCUAUCAGUGUCUUUCCGGCUGAGGGAGCUUCUAUGUGCAUAACUCUGAAUGAAGUCCCAUUGGUUUUCUAUUCUCGAUGGUUUAAUAAAGAAAUCGUCACCAUCUGUAUGCCAAGAUCCAUCAGUGAUAAUGUCAACACGAGUAAACCAAAAUUAUAUAAUAUCGCCUUUUCUACGUUAAUCGAUUAUUUCAUCGAGAACGAUGGUUUAUAA
Messenger RNA from Saccharomyces paradoxus, 819 nucleotides. RefSeq names its product holo-[acyl-carrier-protein] synthase (gene LYS5). Gene Ontology annotation, cellular component: cytosol. The transcript has a single exon. The record is from RefSeq and is a predicted model, not a curated record. Gene Ontology annotation, molecular function: holo-[acyl-carrier-protein] synthase activity; magnesium ion binding. NCBI's taxonomy places the organism in Eukaryota, Fungi, Ascomycota, Saccharomycetes, Saccharomycetales, Saccharomycetaceae. Bases 1 to 819 code for a protein of 272 amino acids.